Phymastichus coffea is the source of this 6682-nucleotide messenger RNA. It is a transcript of the gene dally, whose product is annotated as division abnormally delayed protein. Bases 195 to 2114 code for a protein of 639 amino acids. The record is from RefSeq and is a predicted model, not a curated record. Gene Ontology annotation, biological process: cell migration; positive regulation of canonical Wnt signaling pathway; regulation of protein localization to membrane. The transcript is spliced from 8 exons. Lineage: Eukaryota; Metazoa; Arthropoda; Insecta; Hymenoptera; Eulophidae. Gene Ontology annotation, cellular component: cell surface; extracellular region; plasma membrane.
GCGGGACGCGCAUCUCGCGCGCGUGUGCAAACGUCGAGUGUGUAACAUAAGUGUACUGCUGCUGAUUUAUAUCGUUCGUUUUUUGUUGCCAUUGUUAUUUAUUGUUUGUUGGCAAUACGAACGAGUGAACGAAUAAUAACAGACGAAAAAUUCCCGUAAAUAAAAAGUUCGAUCGACAGCAGGCUUUUGCGAAGAUGAUGCGUGUCCUCGUGCUGAUGCUGCUACUCUCCGUAGCCGGGCUACACGCGGCUCCAAGACCACACGAGGAUGGGCAGUGCGAGAUGUUACAAAAAUUUCUCGACAACAGAAAUGCCAGCAGCUUCGGCAUGGACUCGGUGCAAGAACUUAGCUCAGCCGCCUCCGCUGCAGCGCAGCACAAUACGAUCUGCGGCGGACGCUGCUGCGAUCGUGACAUGGAAGAGCAGCUACGCCAGCAGGCCAAGGAUGACUUCCACAGUCAGAUUCAUCAUCACAGUCGCAGCUUGCUUGGUCUCUUGGCAACAACCUCCGACGCGCUCAGAGAAACCGUGACAAUGCUUGCCCGUCAAUCGGAGAACAAAACACUGACGCUGUUCAACCAGGUGUAUCGCGCGAUGGCUGUGCAAAGCAAACCAUCCAUAUCGAAUCUUUAUCAAGCGAUCGUAGACUACGUGUCGCCACCGAACACGGCCGAAAAUCUGCAGCAGCCAUUGACGCAGGAGCAGCUGCACGACAGAUUCGCUGAAUUUUUCCAAAAACUCUUCCCGAUAGCCUAUCAUCGAGCGAUUAACCCGAUGCACGACGUCGACUUCACGGAAAACUUCAAGAGCUGCUUGUACAAGACGAUGGACGAAAUCGAGCCGUUCGGUGACAUUCCUAAGCAAAUUGGACAGUCCUUGAGUAAAAGUUUGGAGGCGACGAGGGUGUUGAUACAGGCCUUGACUUUGGGCAAGAGCGUGUUGGAAAAGACUGACGGGGUACUGUUUGCGGGGACAAGCGUGCAGCAGGAAACCUGCUACAAGGCGCUGCUCAGGAUGACUCAUUGUCCCAAAUGUCGGGCUGUUGCUCAUGAUGUCAUGCCGUGCCGUGGUUUCUGUACCAAUGUUAUGAGGGGCUGUUUGACGGAACCGGCCUCGGAGCUGGACUUCGCUUGGUCAGAGUACGUGGAGACAGUAGAGCGUCUAGUCGUGGCAGUGGACGGACACAACGAUCCACUAGCCCUAAAUGUUGAAAAGGCAGUGCGACAUUUAGACAGUCGCAUUUCGGAUGCCGUGAUGCACGCGAUGGAGAAGGGACCGUCACUCGAAGAAAAGGUGCGGAUAGUGUGCGGUCGAGCGGAAUGGGAGGCGUCAUCGUCACACGUCGCGCACUUUUCCGUGCCGGCAAGUGUGGCCGCAUCGACGCGCGUCGCCGGCUCGCUGAUGGGUCUCGACGGCCGACAGUUGGGCGCCCCGCUGGCAGCGACCUUGGCCCAUCAGUCCACGAGGCCACCAAACCAACUGCAUGCGCAACUCGGCAACUUCCUUGCGAGUGUCGUCAGGUCGAGGACGUUUUACGGCACGCUGGCUGAUACCAUCUGCGAAGAUUACCCCGACAAGACUUGCUGGAACGGCGAGCGAGUUGGAGAAUACGCCAAGACAGUGGUCGAUUCGAGUUUAAUCUCGCAGCGAUACAAUCCGGAAUUCACGCCGCUGCUGAGUGCAUCUGCAGUGGGCGGUGGUGGAUCAAACCUUGGCAAUAAAGGCUACACGAACGCGAAUACCAGUGUGCUUAUCGACCAGCUGAGACACAUCAAUCAGAUGGUGCAGUCGCAGCUUAUGUUAGCACCGGACACGAGUGCGCUACUGGCUGACGAAGCUCUGGAAGGCUCAGGUAGCGGCGAUAGUCCCGUGUGGCGAGGUGGCAGACCUAUUGGCCCCGACGACACAUCAAGUGACGACGAGGACGAUGAAGAUCGCGGUGAUGAUGAUGGAUCAGGAUCCGGCUCUGGACCCUCGGUCGAUGGAGACAACUCCCUUUCCCGAAGUGACGUUGACGAUACACAACCAGGCGGCACCGACACGGCAUCAACAAUACUCGGCAUCCCACUGUCGACGUUACUUUUGAGCUGCAUCUUCAUCUAUUACGGCGUGUGAACAGUCUGAGGAAGAAUCGAUUUUGUCGACGAAAAAGAGCGCCAAGGCCAAGGCUCGUGAGACUUCGAGAGGGAGGCGCACGACGACGAUAUUGACGACGACAAAGGAAAAAAAAAGACGCUGUGUUUAUAUAAUAAUUGACGUGAUGUCAUCCGUUUUUUUUAGCCCACUUUUUCUCUCUGUGUAUCUAUCCUAUUAUACAGAUCCAAUGUGAUGCGUUCUCUCCUUCUUAUUUUAUGACGCGUCUUCUCCUUCUCUCUCUCUCUCUCUCUCUCUCUCUCUCUCUCUCUCUCUCUCUUUUAUAAUUAAUUUAAUUUUACGCUCGAGUUCUUUUCAUUCUCUCUAUCUUCGUUGCGUGACGGCACAAGUGGAUGUGCGUACAGCGCGCUUUGUUUUUAUAAAACGCGACUUGCGUUCAGAUGUGAACUCAACUAUUUUCUUCUCGUAUGCAUAACUACGUCGAUGUGCUUUUAUAUUACGUACGUCCUUGAGAUUUUUCGAGUGGUAAUUCCACAUGAAAUUAGGCCAAAUCGAUCAAACUCAUGCAAAGAGCGAAUGCGUGUCAUAACUAUUUACGUCCCACUCGAGAGAUCAACCGAUCAUCAGAAUCCUAGACAACCAAUACACAUGAUCUAAAAAAGCUCGCGAGCUUUUUGCUAUCUUUGUAUAUCGGUCAUGUCCGCCAUACGUGAUUAUUAUCGCCUCGCCCAACGGCGUAGCCAACGAUCGUGUAAUCGAGGAAAACUGUGUGUAUGCGUGUAUACGUGUGUAUGUCGAGAAGCGCCAAUUAUUUUAGGGAUAAGCGCGAGCUCGUUUAAAGCUCCUUAAAGCGGAUUAGCGCGUGAUCUUCUCUCCUUCCCUUUUCUAAUACGUGAGAUUUAGAAGAGAAGUAAAAACCGCGCGUGAUGUGAUGGAAAAACUGUUGUUUUUUUUGCGAGUUUGGGGGAGAGGAUGUUCGCGACGAGAGAUGUGUAGGUUUCUUUUUUGUAAAUAUAAGCUGUGCGCAUACGUAAACGAAAGAUUGAAAAAUUUUAUUGUUGAUUUGUGAUACUUUCAUUUGCGAAUCCGAUUUUUUUACUUGUUGUUGUAAUUGACAAAGACAAAGAAAAGAAAUCGAGGCAUAGAAGAUACUUAUUUGACAUUCGGAAAUCAGGUUUCUCGCGUCAGAGAUAGCGAUCACGUUGGGGCGUCCCGCUGAUUCGUUUGUAUAAAUUUUUUGAUUUUGUUUCGCGCGCGUGAGCAGGGAGGAUUAGUGCCUUUAAAGAAUGCCACUCACACAUACACUCUCGGGACGCUCGUCGAUCUAUUUCGCUUCUCUCCAUACCCUCGAUCUGCUUCUUGUUUUACUUUAUUUCCUUUUUCUUUAUACAUUUUUCUAUAUCGCGUGCUGCGACGAGUCGUAGACAUUUAUAUAAGGUAAACGAUUUUUAUUUAUAUGUGUGCUUUAAAUCCUCUUUCUCUUCAUAUAUGAGUGAGGAAUGAGUACAAUUGCUUGAGACGAAAAGUAUUGUAAAUAAGAGAAUGUGUGAUGUAUUUAUAUAUAAAUAUUAUAAAUAAUAAUAAUUAUUAUUAUAUUAUUAUUACUACUACAAAGCUAAUUAAUGCAGCUAUAACGUUAUAAUAUAUCUGUAUCGACCUAAAGGAAUGAUAAUCAUGCGACUGUUGUGUAUGCGUGUGUGUAUGUGUAUCAAACCUAAUUAAACGUACAUCGCAUGUGACCAUUUUAUUUUUUAAAUUAACGGAAAACGGCAGCGCGCAACCAAGUGUGAAAUUGUAUUUGAGAUUGCGUGCCGAGCGACUCGGUCGCUGACGCGAUCUGACCGCAUCUGUGAGUGGCGCUCCGGCCGUAUCAACAUAACUGAAAUAAAACUAACGUGAAUAGACAUACUUAUAAAGCGACAAGUUUUUUUUUGUUUGUCGUUCUCUUAAUCAUCUCUUUUCCCAACAAUAAUAAUUAAUCCUUCUAUCUACUACCAACCUUUCACUUUUGUUAUACGUGAGCUUUCGACUGUUUUAUCUUUACGAGUGAAGAGUCUAUGCAUUUAACUUAGUCGAGGCUUUUAGAGAAGAUUGACGUUCAUUUAUGAAGCACGCAAGCAUAAAUCUAAUAAGAGAAAUAGUUCAGUGUACAGGAUGGGAUAGGCGGGAGAAAAUGUACCGACAAACUAGCACUCACUUGGCGUAUGCGACUACAACCGCGCUAAUUGCUUCGUGGAACUAAGAAAUCUUCCAUUGCUCUUUGUGCUCAGAACUAAUAUGCACUUUUUCUCUGCUUAUCGAGAUAUUGCGUGAUAAUUUUAUACUCCUUUGCAGUACUCAGAUUGAAGAUAACACGAACAGUGCGUCCGCGGAAAUAAUUAACAGCAUACUUUUAUUACCCUCUGGUCAGAGUGAUUGUCGGCCCGACGAAAAUUCCUUGGGGAACUUAUACAGAGAGGGAUCAAAGCGUCUAUGUGGGAUAAAAGUAGCAGGUCAUCGGCUCGUUAAGAAUCGACGAUGUCAGCGAGCACGCAAAGAGCUCGGAUGUCGUCUGGGAUAAUUUUAGAGUCGAGUGAGAGGUGAGAACCGCGUUAUCGUCUUGGGUUUCGAAAAUAAGAAAAGCUUUGUCAUAUCUGUCACGAGAGCUUCGCUCGAAAAAAGAAAUAAGUUGCAGGUUGCGUUGCGUGUGCUAAUCGACGAAUUAGCCCCGCGUAUUAAGUCAAGCACGCGUGCAUACGUGCACGCUAUGUUCGUUAGUGGCAUAGUUUGGCCGUUACACGACGUUUGACGAAAUUCCGAUGUUGAUAUGUGUGAUGACUUUUGAUAUGUAUUAUUUUUUGCUUACACAAAGCUGUACUCGGCCUAAAAGCUUUAAUUUAACAUAAAAAAAGGAAGAUGUUUAUUGCCACGAGAAUUCAUAAAGAGAAUUUCAGUAUGCAAUAUUCGUUUUUUACCGAACAUCGUUCCACACUUGAAUAUAAAAGAAUAAAUUAUUCUAAACUUGAUUGUGACAUCUGUGCGAGAUGUAAAUAUUGAUCGGCUUUCGUGCACGGUGAAUCAUAAUGAGUUUCAUGCGAAUGCUAUUUCAAGCAAAUUGCACAAUUGUAAGGAAUUUGUCGUGUUAGCGAUGACCAAUUUUGCUGAAAAAAAAUUAAAGCCAACAAAUAUGAAAGUCGAUAAUUAAGCUUUUUCACUAGAUUUGACAAUUUCCAAAAGUAUAUUAAUGUGUUCAUCUUUUUGAUAAUCGAACAUGCACAUUUUUAGAAGUAGAAAUUCGCAGCACAAUAUCUUUUGUUAUACGUAAUAUACAGUAUAGUUGGAAUAAAUAACAAAUAAGAAAGUACCUUACACCGAUACAUGUUAUUGAUAAAUAAUCUCACAAUGUAAAAUUUGAAUUAAAAAAAAUACAUUCAAUAUUUCCAUCAACCCAACUGAUAUGACGAACAACAAAAUAUCAGCGCUUUCGCUGCUCAUGAUAUUUAUUGAGCUGCAUCGAAACUACAUAAAGCAUGGCAAACUCCGCUUCAAAACAUACUAACUCGUUGAGAAUUCAGCCAAGCCUCAUUGUAUCGAAUUCUCGCAGCAGCAACUCUCUCUCACGACGACAAAAGGUCUAACUUGUGUGCAUGUGUCUCGAUUAGCUAAACUCGCACAUGUCGCUUCAAACAAGCCCCUUUCCGUGAAAGUGUAUACGUGUGUGCAUGUGAGUGUGUGUGUGUGAAUUAUUGAGGCGUAUAUAUCCUUUGUUUUCGCUCUCUGCGCACCGUCAUCUUCAUCAUGUCAAGGGUUGUCGUUUAAUUGGGACGUUUAUAGUACUACAGAUCGAAUUUAGUAUAACGUUGUUGUAGCGAGCGGCCGAUUCUCGAUUGCAUGCGUCACGACAAAUGAAAGGAUUUACGCGUCUGAGCGUUACAUAACAAGUUUGACGUUUUUCAUGAAAAAUAACAUCUUUCUGGCAGGCAACACACGUACGAAUAACUUCUUUGAUUUUGCUGCAAGCUUUUGAAAGUGCAAACGUUAGUUUGAUAGAGUCGCUGCAAAGUGACGUAACUUGUCUAUGUGUAUAUAUAUAUAACGUAUAUAAAUUAUAUGAACGCCUCAUCAAUAUAAUAAUUUUAUAUGUUAUUAUUUAUAUUAGACUUAUUCGCGCGUAAGAUUAGUAAAGUUAUAUAAUAUAUAUACGAGAGUUUGCAUGGAUGUCGCAUAUAUGAUAACAAUUAUAUUAGAUCCAUUCUUUCUCAUCGUAUUACACUGUUAAAAAAAUGAACUGUUUGGAAAAUUGUCCAAUUGAAGAUUAUUACAGAAAACAAAAACGAGAUAUUGUACGUAUGUAUUCAAUGAAACGGAAUCGUUUGUAAUGUAUAUGGAUAAAUUUAUAAGGAUAUAAAGAUUAUAAACGAAAUUUUAAAGAAUAUAAGUGGACAAAUUCAUUAAUUAUAAUAAAUGUUAUAUGAGAAUAUAAGUGGAAUUAUUAAAAUUAUAAAAUUAUUAUCAGUUAAUAAUCGCUGCUAGGCAGCUCUAAUAUUUCGACCACUGUAAAGAAAUGAAAACUGUUUAUGGAUGAGCGAUUAAUAAAAUAUAAUAUAAUA